AUGACGAUGAUGAUGAUGCAGCGACUUCUGCAGCAACCGGACCUGCAGCAGCCACCUCCUCAGCAGCCGCCGGCGUCGUCGUCGUCGUCGUCGUCGUCAUCGUCGUCAUCGACGUCGUCCCCGAGCCCGACGUCACUGGGCCGGCCGCUGCACGCGGUGUUCGCGGGCGCCGCCAUGCCGCUGCCGCUCGCGCCCAUGCUGCCCGGCAACGGCGCGGCCGCGGACGGCGCGGACGACGAGGAGGACGAGCUGCGGCGCCGGCUCAAGGAGGACGUGAAGCAGUCCCUGGCCGCGCUGCCCGUGGACUUGACGCGCAGGCCCUUCGGUCUGCGGCACCCCUGCGAGGACCGGCUGUCGCCCACGUCCUCCAUGGCGUCGUCCUCGGUGCAGGACGACGAGCACCUCCACAACAACAACAACAACAGCCGCGACGUGGACGACGGCGACGUGACGGGCGACGACGACAUGUGCAGCGACGUGGACCUCGAGUCCAGCGACGUCGGCGAGGACACCAAGGACGGCGAGGGGUCGCCGUCCAAGAAGAAGUCCUCGGGGGGCGGCGGCGGCUCCGGGGGCGGCUCCUCCAAGUCGUCCGGGGGCGGCAAGGCGCGGCGCGCGCGGACCGCCUUCACGUACGAGCAGCUGGUGGCGCUGGAGAACAAGUUCAAGCACACCCGGUACCUGUCGGUGUGCGAGCGGCUCAACCUCGCGCUGUCGCUGUCCCUCACCGAGACGCAGGUGAAGAUCUGGUUCCAGAACCGGCGCACCAAGUGGAAGAAGCAGAACCCCGGCCUGGACGUGAACAGCCCCACGGAGCGGCAGCCGCCGCCCGGGCCGCACCACCAGGGCCCCUUCUCCGGGGCGUUCCACCCCCACACGGGGCUGCUCUACUCCUACCCCUACGGGUCGCAGGGCUACACGGGCCACCCCUACUUCCACCACCCCCUGGGCCACAGCUCCUGAGGGCCGGGAGCACCGUCUCCAGUUACCGCAGCCGACGAGUGACAGAGUCCUGGCUGCCCCAGUGGUAUAGGGGGAUCUAUACUACUCGCCCUUGCUCUGCGACGACCUUCCCAUUCGGAUAGUAUUUUUGGUUGGACCCGUUCGAAGAGGCCGCACAAGCUUAGGAAGAAAGUGGACUCAUAGUGAAAUAUUUUUGUCCCCUGGACUGAUGUGGACUGAUGAUGAUCGCCACCGAGUGUGUGAAAUGUUUGUACUAUAAACCGCCGCUUGGCAUGACGAGUUCUUGUGAUAUUUUUCAUCCGACGCGUGCGCGCCACGGUCGGGUGAGGUGAACUCGCGUUGCAGUAGACGAUGCUUCGUGUUCCAAAGUCUCGAAAUAAACAGAUGUUUAUUUCUGUACAGAUGUUAGUUGUAUAUACUAUUUGUUUUCAUAUUGCACUGAAUGUUUCGCCGCAAAUGGAUGUGUAAAAAAAUGGCAUGUUGUGGCUCUUUAAUUGUUACCAGAUGUUAUUAUUAUUAUUGCUAUUACUAUUAUUUCAUUAAUUAUUACAAUUUUAUUUGACGGGAUCUUGUUUUAGUUGUUUAUGACAUUCCUGUCUGAAGGAGCCAAGAAAUUGUCGCCAAGACUGUAAGCAAAGCAAAACAUAAUCUUCAGGUUCUUUUUUAUU
Messenger RNA from Thrips palmi, 1631 nucleotides. Its product is annotated as homeobox protein slou-like. The transcript has 4 exons. Gene Ontology annotation, cellular component: nucleus. NCBI's taxonomy places the organism in Eukaryota, Metazoa, Arthropoda, Insecta, Thysanoptera, Thripidae. Bases 1 to 963 code for a protein of 320 amino acids. The record is from RefSeq and is a predicted model, not a curated record. Gene Ontology annotation, molecular function: DNA-binding transcription factor activity, RNA polymerase II-specific; RNA polymerase II cis-regulatory region sequence-specific DNA binding. Gene Ontology annotation, biological process: cell differentiation; regulation of transcription by RNA polymerase II.